This is a messenger RNA of Paraphaeosphaeria sporulosa, 664 nucleotides long. RefSeq lists its product as uncharacterized. The coding region runs from base 133 to 480 and encodes 115 amino acids. The transcript has a single exon. NCBI's taxonomy places the organism in Eukaryota, Fungi, Ascomycota, Dothideomycetes, Pleosporales, Didymosphaeriaceae. The record is from RefSeq and is a predicted model, not a curated record.
CAGGAAUUGGCUGUUGUUGUCAAACAUCAAAUACAUCCUCGAUCCUCUCCCCAUACUGUUGUCCAGAGGUGUCUUCUUCUCGCACCAGCACAUGACAAUCCACCCAGCUGACUCUGCCCCAGAACAACCACAAUGCCUUCUCCGACCGAACCCCACACCAUCCUCAGUCCCAUAUCCAAACGCGACCGAGCGGACAACAUGGGCUAUGCGAUCCCGCCCAACGCCAUCGUGCUCCUCGUGCUCCUGGGCACGGGCUUCGUCAUUGCGAUGCUCUACGGCAUGGACCGCAUGACUGGGUUCCGAGGCCGAGAAGUGCCUGCGCCGCGACCUUUGAGCGCUGAACAGGCGGCGUACAUGGCGGAGGUUAGGAGAAGAAAUGCGAUGAUGCUGUGGGAGGAGGCGGAGAGAGGAAGGGGGAAGGGAAGGCGUGCCGAGAAGCAGAACUUGCAAAGUUCUUCUACUGCAGAGACAGAAAGCUAAAUCAAUUGAUGCCUUCGACACCUGCUGAUCGGCCUGAUCAGUGCAGGGCGGCGUGGAGCAAGUAGUGGAAGGUUCGUCGCGGAUGCUGCGGCCGUGCUGACGGUGCUCUUUAGUGGAAAACUACCUCGACGCAAUCUUUGGACAAUGAUUCGAUAACAGGCAUAUUGCCAAAAUCCAUUAGAGG